AUGCGAGGAACUCGAUCUCGUGCUGAACAUGGAAAAAUGCCACUUCAUGAAUGUUAUAUCGAUGUCGAGCCAGUUAGAGCUGUUCAAGGAGUGCAUAAAGAAGAUAGAAGCAGCAGUCGGAGAAGAGAGAACUGCAACCAUAGUUUCAAAAGCCAUAUAUAUAGUCUGCACUGGCAGCAAAGGUGUUACCAGCACUUACUUUACCACCCAAUUCAGGAGACCCAUUACGAUAUUAAUGCUUCUUCAGAUUUCGUGGCCGGCUAUGCUUCCCAGUUCUUGCAGGAUUUGUAUGGAUUAGGAGCAAGAAGAAUAGGGUUGUUGGGGUUGUCGCCUAUAGGGUGUGUACCGUCACAGAGAACCGUGGGUGGAGGCAAAAACAGAGAUUGCUACGAGGAUGAAAACCAAUUGGCAUCUGCCUACAACGCCAAGCACUCCGGUGUGGUAGAUAAUCUGAAAACUAUGUUCACUUUGCCAGACACGAAGAUUAUCUUUCUUGACAUCUACUAUCCACUGCUCUCGCUAAUUGAAAACCCAGGAAAAUAUGGUAGAACUUUUCUCCUCCGCACAUGA
Hibiscus syriacus is the source of this 570-nucleotide messenger RNA. RefSeq names its product GDSL esterase/lipase EXL3-like. Gene Ontology annotation, cellular component: extracellular region. The coding region runs from base 1 to 570 and encodes 189 amino acids. The transcript is spliced from 3 exons. The record is from RefSeq and is a predicted model, not a curated record. Lineage: Eukaryota; Viridiplantae; Streptophyta; Magnoliopsida; Malvales; Malvaceae. Gene Ontology annotation, molecular function: hydrolase activity, acting on ester bonds.